Messenger RNA from Dendroctonus ponderosae (mountain pine beetle), 1881 nucleotides. It is a transcript of the gene Zasp66, whose product is annotated as PDZ and LIM domain protein 3. Lineage: Eukaryota; Metazoa; Arthropoda; Insecta; Coleoptera; Curculionidae. The record is from RefSeq and is a predicted model, not a curated record. The transcript is spliced from 9 exons. Gene Ontology annotation, molecular function: actin binding; muscle alpha-actinin binding. Gene Ontology annotation, cellular component: Z disc; adherens junction; filamentous actin. Gene Ontology annotation, biological process: muscle structure development; actin cytoskeleton organization. Bases 236 to 1309 code for a protein of 357 amino acids.
UCGAAGCCAAAUCAAUUUUCCGCCCAAGUGCAGUAACUCUGAUCGAUUAGCCAGUAACACGAUCCAUCGCAAGAAAGUUCUUCUGAGCGGACUCAUAAAGUGCGCAAGGUCGUCUCGGUCGGGACUGAUGGUUAUUUUUAAAUUUUCCGCAAACCAUAAUACGGUGUUUACUUGGUAAACAAUUUAAUAUUCAGUUGAAAAAGUGACUUUCGUGAAACCCGUCCAAAAUUUACUGAUGGGAAAGUUUCAUGAGUUUCUAGUCGAUUUGCGGCGAAGCUCACCGAAUCACUCCUGGGGAUUCAGUUUGGUCGGUGGAUCGGAUGUUAAAACACCCUUAAUCGUUACCAGAGUAGCGUUUGGAUCGCCAGCCCAAGGAGUCCUUCAGCGAGGCGACAUAAUCAGCAAAGUUGGAAACUACGAUUCGAGAGACAUCAGACACGAAGAUGCCCAAAAUCUCUUCCGAACUGCCGGCAACAACAUACGGGUGGUGGUGCAAAGAGAAACAGCCCCACGUCACAAUGCCAGCACUGGAUCUUCGAGAAACAGCUCCCACUACAGCCCCCUCUCGGUUUCCCCCAAUCUGUCGCCAAGGGGCGCGCCCCUCAGCCCUUUAGACUACAGUCCAGCAGGCUCCGCCCUCACUCCAGUCUACACAAAUCCUUUGACUCCAAUCGACAACAACUACUUUGAGGUAUACGAUGCCGACCCAAGAAGACGAGGUGGAGACUAUCAGAAUGGAGAUAUACAUGUUUCGAGACAGCCGUACCGAACCACACCCCUCGUACUUCCAGGGGCGAAAGUGAAAAAGGAUCAGGGGCCGACGGAGAGUUAUUUGCGCCAUCAUCCCAACCCAAGUGUGAGGGCGCCGCCCCAUCAUCUCGAACCGGGCCAUAAGAUUGCAAGCUCAGUUUUAGACAGGAUAAGUACUGGCGAUCCGAACAAGCAGUUAAUCCACAAGCAGUUUAACUCGCCCAUCAAUCUAUACAGCGAGCCAAAUGUUAUGGAUACUAUUCACAAGCAGACCGGAGUACAUGCUGUUCAGAAGCGCUCAGUGAAAUUUAAUCCAGCUGAGAGCGCCACUUAUCAGUACCUGCAAGAGGAGGAGUUGGGAGGCUAUGGGGGGCCGGCACAAGAGGUGACGGUACCGCCACAGAGCAAAAUUUACACCCCAACCAAGAAGCCAGCGAACGUAGUUAAUCAAUCGAAUCCGGCGUAUUUAACCGCAAUUAACAACGAUCCCGAAAUCAUCCAGCAAAGUGGAUCAUUUAGAAGGCUGAUGAUGUCCGUCUUGCCAGGCAGCAACUUUUAAAAAUCCCCAAACCGACUGCAACCAAGUCGAACUGUGCCAAUGCCGAAAGAACAACCGGACAACGGAUAAAUUCUAAAUAACCAUUUUCGAAAUCCAACAUGUAAGUUGUAACCGAAAUACGUAAUUGAGCCAUUUGAGAGUCAGAAAACUGUUUUGUGUUGACGUUACGAACUUCUGAGGGUCCGAAAAAACAUUAAUGAUUUCCUUUAAUACUAAUACAAACAACCUACUGUUAGUCUAGACUUAAGUGCAUCUGAGAUCACUACCGUAAUCCAGUAGUAAAAAUCACUCUUUAUGUUGUGACAUGUUUAGUUUAUUGAAUUUUAUUUUCGAUUUUCAAUUCGAGUGUGUUCUAGUCAAGCAAAGAGAGAAAAGCAUGUAUACAUAGCAAGUUAUCGAAAGGUCCUGCGUUGUUGGUUUUAAAAAUAUUCACGGUCGCUUUAUCAACUAUUUAGCUGUUAGUUGUUUAUCCCAUUAUCGGGCUAUGAUUAAUUUAUUAUGUAUUUGCUGUUAAUAUAUAGAAAGAACUACGUAGCAGGGGAAUGUUACAAGUCAUAUAUUUAUGUAAACAA